AUGCCUCGUCUGAUAUCUGCCACAGCGUAUUCCGUUUCUGUCGAAGAUGACUCCCUCCAUGCGGUCCCAGCUGUCCGGAAUCGGCCUCGAGCCCUGCCCAACUCUCCGAACGAAUACACGCCAUCCUAUCUUGAUUGUCCACCCGAUGUCCCGGUCGUAAGAAGCGCCACUGAAUUGUCGCCCGACGAGACGGCAUGGUUGGAAAGAAGACGGAACAACACUAUCGGACCCAUGCGAGAUUUGCUGGGUCGUUUGAAUGUCUCUGGGCUCAAUACCAGUCAAUAUAUUGACCGAGUGUCGAACAAUGCGUCUGCUCUGCCUAACAUUGGUAUUGCCGUGUCUGGUGGUGGCUGGCGAGCCAACAACAACGGUGCUGGCGCUAUCAAAGCCUUCGAUUCGCGCACUCCCGAUACCACUCAGGAGGGAGGGCUAGGCGGGCUCCUUCAGGCCACCACGUAUCUUUCGGGCCUCAGUGGAGGUGGGUGGCUCGUGGGCUCUCUUUUUAUGAACAACUUCACGACGGUGGGAGCACUGCAAGCGGAUGACACCGGUUCAGUCUGGGAGUUUGGAAACUCGAUCCUUGAAGGUCCCGAGGAAUCAGGCGUUCAGCUUUUGAAUACGGCCGAAUACUACUCCACUCUUUACAGCGACGUCGAUGGAAAGGACGAUGCCGGCUUUGAGAUUUCUCUCACGGAUAUCUGGGGUCGCGCUCUUUCAUUCCAACUCAUCAAUGCCACAGACGGUGGCCCCGCUUAUACAUGGUCUUCCAUCAAUCUGGCCCAAGAAUUCCAAAAUGGCAAUCAGCCGCUCCCGAUGCUCGUGACUCUUGCUCGAGCUCCUGAUGAAAAGUUGAUUCCAGGAAACUCGACCGUUUAUGAGUUCAAUGCAUUCGAGAUGGGCUCGUGGGAUCCCACGUCAUACGGCUUCGUUCCCAUGAAAUACUUGGGCACCAACUGGACAGCCGGAGAAGUGCCGAAUAAUGAACAAUGCGUAGUCGGAUUUGACAAUGCAGGAUUUGUCAUGGGAACUUCAUCUUCCCUCUUCAAUCAAUUUAUUCUCCAACUGAACGGGACGGAUAUACCACAAGGACUGCAGGAUUUACUGUACAGCCUUUUGGAGUUGAUUGACGAGGAUAACAACGACAUUGCCGAUUUCACGCCCAAUCCCUUCUACCACUACAACCGCCAAACGAAUCCCUCUGCGAAUUCGACCCGCCUGACCCUGGUCGAUGGUGGUGAAGACCUUCAAAACAUCCCUUUCCACCCCCUCAUCCAACCUAAUCGACACGUCGAUGUUAUCUUCGCCAUCGAUUCCUCCGCGGACACGGAGUACCUGUGGCCAAACGGAGCAUCCAUUAUCGCCACCUACGAGCGCUCGCUGAGUGACAUCUCCAAUGGCACCGCAUUCCCCAGCAUUCCCGACAAGAACACUUUCCUCAAUUUGGGUCUCAACUCCCAUCCGGUGUUCUUCGGCUGCGAUACCUCCAACUUCACGGAGGGCACCAAUAUCCCCCCUUUGGUUGUCUACCUCCCUAAUGCACCAUACGUGACCUACAGCAACCACUCAACCUUUGCACUUGAGACGAACAACACGUACCGCGACGCCAUCAUUCUCAACGGUCUCAACGUCGUGACCAUGGGCAAUGGCACCGUUGACGAAACUUGGCCUACCUGUGUCGGUUGCGCCAUUCUGAGCCGUAGUCUCGAGCGAACCGGUACCGAUGUCCCCGACGUCUGCACGCAAUGUUUCGACCGAUUCUGCUGGAACGGGACCACCGACUACUCGACACCUGCGCCGUACGCACCCGAGACCAUCCUGGAACCUCUGGAUAUCACCGGUAAGGCCACGACGAAUACGAUAAGCCGUUGGGCGGUCGCGGUUGCUGCAGUUGUUGCGGUUGCUUCGGCUUGGUAA
Rhinocladiella mackenziei CBS 650.93 is the source of this 1914-nucleotide messenger RNA. RefSeq lists its product as uncharacterized. Lineage: Eukaryota; Fungi; Ascomycota; Eurotiomycetes; Chaetothyriales; Herpotrichiellaceae. Bases 1 to 1914 code for a protein of 637 amino acids. Gene Ontology annotation, cellular component: intracellular membrane-bounded organelle; cytosol. Gene Ontology annotation, biological process: glycerophospholipid catabolic process. The record is from RefSeq and is a predicted model, not a curated record. The transcript has a single exon. Gene Ontology annotation, molecular function: A2-type glycerophospholipase activity.